AUGAUUCUAUCUAUCCCACAGCACCACAGCACUCAAACAAUAUAUUAUGAAGCGCGGCAAGGAAAUGACGAGGGGUCGGUUGACGGUGACGGUUGUCGUCAUCAUCUUUCAUCAUUAUCAUCAUCAUCAUCCUCCAUCAUCAUCAUCAUCAUCAUCCUCCAUCAUCAUCAUCAUCAUCCUCCAUCAUCAUCAUCAUCAUCAUGGCUAAGCUUCGCGAACGAAAAUUUGGAAAGGGCUGUCUACCCACGUUUGCUGCAAACGCUGCAAAUGUGGGUGUAUCCUUUCAACCUGCGUAAUAGAUUUUUUAGGAUUGUUGCCGGAAGGUUAGCAAGUCCAUUCUGCCCGUGGAUACACUUUAACCCUUCAGUUGAGAUCUGUUUGACAUGGGAGAUGAUUCUACCGGAGGCAUAUAUCACUGCUAGCACAGCUCGCAACCUCAUUAGGGUACGAAAGCCACUCCCUCAUGACAAGUGGAGAGGCGUAGUUAAAGUACUCCAUUAG
This is a messenger RNA of Loa loa (African eye worm), 501 nucleotides long. RefSeq lists its product as hypothetical. The record is from RefSeq and is a predicted model, not a curated record. The transcript is spliced from 3 exons. NCBI's taxonomy places the organism in Eukaryota, Metazoa, Nematoda, Chromadorea, Rhabditida, Onchocercidae. Bases 1 to 501 code for a protein of 166 amino acids.